AUGGACCGACAAAGGACCUCUGUGGACGGAAUGCACCCAACAGCCCCCUUUAUUGCCCCUUGGGAGAGCCGGCCGUCCCUCCUCUCGGGGCUCCAGGACGGUAGGAAGCUGCAUCCCUGAGAGUGGGCGAGCCGAAGAGACCUAGGAGGGUUCAAAAGGCGGUGGAAGGAUACACGAGCCGCCGUCGGAACUACUUUCCGGAGGUCACGUGUGUUCCUAGUUGGGGAACUUUCCAAAUUCCCACUCCCUUAUGAUAGCUCCAGAAGCAAGUGCUUGGUUUCCUUCGCCCAGAGCGUUCCCGCCCCGCGCUGGCAGCGGGACCCCCAGACUUCCGGGCCGGCGGCGGGAGAAUAGGCUCAAUCGAGCCUGCUAUCGGAUCGCUGUCGGGACUGGCGCCUGGGGAGCUGGUUACACAAGCACCCACGUCCAAGCACGUGCCCCCGCCUCCACGCAUGCUGGACGCCGCCGCUGAUUCUUGCAAACCACAGAGCAAGAGUUCCCGAGGUGGUCCCACCCCUCGCCUGCUACCCACAGAGCAAGCUAAAGGGCCGAGACUUGAGACCUCUUGCUCUGGACCCGCAAACACUGCGCGUUCCCAACCGUGGGAGAAGGGGCUGGGCCUUGGGGGGUCUGGCGCAUCCCCUUCGCUGGUCCCCUGCUCUGUAGUGAGAACCCGUCUCGCCGUCUGCCCUCCGGGUAAAAGGUAUCUCCUGCAGCGGGCUAGCACGCUGCUUGGUCCGCCGAUGUUGCAAGAAACUUCCAGUCACUACCCCCGAGCAGGUUAGCGCGCCCCACCUACUGUAGACUCAGCCAAGUGACUUAUCUGGUCGGAAAACCUAGUCAAUGGCCGCCAGCCCAGAACAAACCUGUCAAGUCUGCUUACAGUCCCGAUUGGUCGACCUAUCCCCGCGAGAGGGUUAGUUCAGAAAUGCGGAGAACUGUAGCGCCUUUCCCCCGCAACACCGAUCAGCUACAAAGCCAGUAGUCCAUCUUCUGCUCGGAGAGGAUGGGCAUCUAUCAACGCCAAUUUGGGAAUUUCUCCGUUUUUAUUCUCUUCCCUGAGAAGUGGAACUCAAGGCAACUAUUUGAGUCCAGAAGUAUUUGACUUGGGAAUUCCAAACGUGGUGGGACCAGGCUGAGGCAUUGGUUGUUUUUCAAAAUUUGGGAGAAUGGGAAUCAGUUUGCAUGUGUGUUGCAAGAAUUGUGAGUAGAUGCCUAGGAAGGUCUAAAGAAGAUUCAUACAGUGAGAAAGAGGGUUAUGUAUGUGCUCAUCACAGUUGCAGGCAGCCCCUGAAGAUUAGAAAACCCAAGAGACCUAGCUUAAAAAUCACAGGCCAUUACCUAACUUCAGGACUACUAAUUAAGCCAGGAAUAUUUACAGUGUUCUUUGAGAUCUCUGAGGCGCCGUAAAAUUUUGCAUUUACAUACAUCAUCUUUUAAAAUAGCUCUCUGGGAGUUAGCAACCUGCUAGAGCUCGAAUGUUGAUACUAGAGGCUGAUUUUGUGCCUGGUUCUGAUCACCUUGGAGGAGGUAAGGAACCAGGUGCAAAAGGACAUAAAGAACAACCUAGGAAAGAGCAGGAAGAAAGGCCUACAUUUGCUUUUCAAAGAUGAAAACCCUGUCCACACGGUUCGUUAGGUGCCCUUGAGUCAAUUUCAGCACACAGCAACCUUGUGUGACAGAGUAGAAUUGCCCCAUGGAGUUUUCUUGUCUGUAACCUUUAGGAAAGCAGAUUGCCAGGUCUUUCUCUCGAGAAGCAGCUGCAUAGGUUCACACUGUCACACUGUCAACCGUUUGGUUAACAGCCUGAGUGAUUAACUGUUUACAACACCAGGGCUCCUUUGUGAGUUAAAGAUUUCUCUAUUUUGCCAAUAACCAAGAAUAAGUAGUCCUUGAUAUCCAGUUGUUCCACUAUAUUGGUGUAGUGGUUAAGAGCUAUGGCUGCUAACGAAAAGGUAGGCAGUUCAAAUCCACCAGGCACUCCUUGGAAACCCUGGGGCAGUUCUACCCUGUCCCAUACGGUCGCUAUGAGUUGGAAUCGACUUGACAGCAAUGUUUUUUUUCCACUACAUUGUAUAGUAACCUGAGCUGUGCCCAAUUGAGUAUUACCUACUGCUUGGUGGGGAAAGGAAAACUGAAAAUGAAGUUAAAUGAAGGGAAGUAGAAUGGGGAAGGGUGAGAAGUCCCACAUUUGUUUCUCAGGCUGCUGAUCUUGUCCCGAGUCCCUCUUAUUAGCACUACCCUGCUCCACCACUCCCCUGCAGCCUAUCCUAUGUAAGGAUUAGCCUCACAGCAUCUGAGAAGCUCAGAAAUCCUCUCCUUUGGAAGAAAAGGGGUUCAUUCCUGUCCCUGUUGGUGUUAGACCUGGAAAGAGAAGAUUCCAUUCAACUCUCAUGGCACCAAGCUGUUCUGGAGCAGAGAGGGUGCUUCACCAACCCUGAAGUGCUGGAAGAUGAAACCAGCCUGCAAGCACUUCCACCCUGCUGAAGGAAGAAAACGGGAAACUGGGUUUUGCUGCUUCUCUGUGCAUCAGGUCCCUCUACUUCUCUCUAGUGGUGAAUGAAAGGAUCACCAAUGCUGGCAGAUAUUUGGCCAGUCUGACAGCUACAUCAGGUGGUUAGGAGGAGUUGCUGGAUAAAAACCUCCCCUUUGCAGUGUUAAUUAAGUACGAUCCUGAAGGAAAUAACUGAUGAAUCCUUUUUCAUUUUUUUGUUUUUCUUCACUUCUUUCUUGUAUCCAAGUGGAGCUGGUCCCUAUCUAAAGUACAAAAAGUAAAAAUAAAUAAUAAUAAUAAUAUCUUUUCAGUUCACUUGCAAAUACCUCCUUGGGUAUACAAAUAUAACAAUACACUGGUUUCCAACCACUUCAGUUCUUUACCUGUCUGGGUUCAGAAUGCCCAAGGAAGAAACAGAAGCUUAUAACAAAAGGAGAAAUAUAUAAAGCUUCAGGAAGGCUAACUAGAUAGAGUAAUUAGUGAACAUGAUAAAUCAGGUUUAAUUAUAGUUUCUAACAGCCAUUUCCAAAACUGUAUUCUUAGAACCCCUAAAGAACGUCCAAAGAAAUCCUUGUCUUAUUUUCUUUGGUAAGUGAAAAUGACCAGCAACUUGGUGUGCAUGAUAUAAAUAGUUGAUGCGCUCUUUGUAGGUCCUGCUGCUAAAAUGUUUUUAUGUGAACACUCUGAUCGCUGCAGUGCCUUUCUCAUCUCCCACACACUGACCUUUCAAAUAGAAAUCUAAAUCAAUAGCUUUAAUUUUUAAGCAAUCUGCUCUAUUUUUAUCUGUUUAACCACUGUUUUCUAAGCAAUACAGAAGAGAAAAACGUAAUAAUUACAAGUUUGGAUUUAAACAACCCAUUCUUCCAAGGAUCCAAAGGCUUUUCCCUUAUUUCAUUUAUCCUAAUGACCAAUACUGUUGUUCUUUCAAGUAAAGAUAGUUUGCCCCAGAUGUUUCUCCAGAAUGUACUGCUGUGCAUAAUACACAUAACAGUAUUUUAAAAGAAAUUUUUCCAUCACGGUCUAUAAGCUUUUCAUGUUCUAAAUCUCUCCUGGAGCUAUUUCAGAUGGCACUGUGCCUCCUUUCACGUCUCAACAAAGAGGUGUGCUCUGUGAAAUCAUCACUCUCAGAUAAGUAAGCGUUGGGCUGGGUGCUCCUGGGGAAACUACAGAGCAGACCAGGCAUUCAGUGUGUCCAAGUGGCAUUGAGAAAUUAUGACCAGGGAGUAGACUGGAGAAUGAUACAAAAGACCUGACAUAACAAGACAGGUUUGGAAAAUAAUUCUGAUAUACCAGUAGAUGUUGGAGUCAUCUAACAGGUGCUUCACGGAGCAGCCUAUAUUUGUCCAGGUUUAGAAGGGGCAUUGAGAAGGAAUUGAGGUUGAUCACUGCUUCACUCCUAUGAAUCUUUCCCAUCAGAACAUCCUUCUGGACUCUGAGGCAUCACUUUUUAAGUGACGUACUUAAAAAGAGCACCUUUUAAAAAACUGCAUGGGGCAUACUCUAUUUAAAGUAUCUUUUUUACCUUGAUCGUACAGGGUCUUAUCCCCAGUCAUUCAUUGAAUGAUUCAAUCAACAGAUAUUUGUGGGUCUAUUAUAUGCAGAGCCCAGGUGGCAGAGUAGUUAAAGAGAUCGGCUGCUUAUCAAAAGGUCGGCAGUUUGAAUCCACCAGCCGCUCCCUGGAAACCCUGUGGGGGAGUUCUUCUCUGUUCUUUAGGGUCACUAUGAGUUGGAAUCGACUCGACGGCCAUGGGUAUUAUGUGCCAGUACUGUGCUAAGGUCUGUGGACAGAGCAAUGACUGGAAAAUAGGGUUCAGCCUUUAUGGAAUUUAGUCUGCCUUUUAAACUUCACUGGGUGACACUAUUGCAACCUCUUUACAGCCUAUGGGAUAAAGUGAAAACAAUAGAAAAUACUCCCACAUUUGAUAAUUCUUUCAAUUAUCCAUUACAAACCAUCCAUUCCUGCUUAAAACAACAACCAUUUAUUUGCUCACGUUCUGAAAUUUGGGGAGGCACAGCUGGGUAGCUCUUCUGCGGCUCAUGAUGUCAGCUGGUGUCACAUAUGUGAUUGCUUUCAGUUGAGAGUUUGGCUGAGGCUGCCCAAGAUGGCUUCACCUACAUGUCUGGCACCUUGCCUGGAGUAGCUGAAAUGGCUGGGGGCCUCACUGUCUUCCUGUAGUUGGUCAUCAUUCAGUAGUUCAGCCCAAGCUUUUUUACAUUGCAUUUGUGUUCCAAGAGGGUGAAAGCAGAAGCUGCAAGAUCUCUUACAGCCUGGAUUUAGAAGUUCCAGAAUGUCACUUCCAUUGGAUUGGUCAAAGCAAGUUGCUAGUGCAGCCCAGAUUCAAAGGAAGGGGAAAGAGACUGUACUUCUUGAUGAAGGAGUGACAUGCAUGUGCUGGGAUGGGAAGACUUGUUGGAUGUCAUGUUUGGAAACACCUUACUUUAAGUCAACUUCUGGUCACAACAAAUUACACUCCUUCCUCCAACACAUGCAAAAUACACUCACCCUCCCCAAAAUUAUCAUUCUCUUCGGCACUGGCUCUAAGCUGUAGAUGUGGAUGAGGCAUAUCAGAUGUCGCUCCUCUUCAUCUGGGGAUCUGCGAUCUAAAAAGUCAAGUUACGUGUAUUCAUCAUGUACCCUGAAGUAGGGAUAGGAUAACAGCAAUAGACACUCCUGUUAAAAAAGAGGGAAAGUGGAAGGCACAUAGCGAUUCACCAGUCCAUAAAAGCUCAGAAAUCCAUCCAGGCAGUGUCACCCUGACUCAAGAGUAUAUUUCUCAAUUACGGCCUGGUUUGGCUUCCUGGGAGUAGUUUCCUAAUCCAUUGUUCUCAAUGGCUCCUGGCUCCCUGGGGUCCUGGAUAUAUCCUCUGAGUCAAUCUUUCUUUUCCAUAAGAAAUUGCCUGUCAUUUACAGUUGAAUAGCUCUCUG
Loxodonta africana (African savanna elephant) is the source of this 5420-nucleotide messenger RNA. RefSeq names its product killin, p53 regulated DNA replication inhibitor (gene KLLN). The record is from RefSeq and is a predicted model, not a curated record. NCBI's taxonomy places the organism in Eukaryota, Metazoa, Chordata, Mammalia, Proboscidea, Elephantidae.